Molecule: messenger RNA, 1578 nt
Organism: Eptesicus fuscus (big brown bat)
Lineage: Eukaryota; Metazoa; Chordata; Mammalia; Chiroptera; Vespertilionidae
Product: keratin, type II cytoskeletal 71
Exons: 9
Coding region: 1-1578 (525 amino acids)
Biological process (GO): keratinization; intermediate filament organization
Cellular component (GO): keratin filament
Molecular function (GO): structural constituent of skin epidermis
Source: RefSeq, a predicted model, not a curated record
AUGAGCCGCCAGUUCACCUGCAAGUCGGGAGCUGCCGCCAAGGGGGGCUUCAGCGGCUGCUCUGCUGUGCUCUCAGGGGGCAGCUCGCCCUCCUUCCGGGCAGGGGGCAAAGGGCUCAGCGGGGCCUUUGGGAGCCGGAGCCUCUACAGCCUGGGGGGCUCCCGGGGCAUCUCCUACAACGUGGCCAGUGGCAGCGGGAAGAGUGGAGGUUAUGGAUUUGGCCGGGGCCGGGCCAGUGGUUUUGCUGGCAGCAUGUUUGGCAGUGUGGCCUUGGGACCUGUGUGCCCAACUGUGUGCCCGCCUGGAGGCAUCCACCAGGUCACUGUCAAUGAGAGCCUCCUGGCCCCCCUCAAUGUGGAGCUGGACCCGGAGAUCCAGAAAGUGCGCGCCCAGGAGCGGGAGCAGAUCAAGGCGCUGAACAACAAGUUCGCCUCCUUCAUCGACAAGGUGCGGUUCCUGGAGCAGCAGAACCAGGUGCUGGAGACCAAGUGGGAGCUGCUGCAGCAGCUGGACCUGAACAACUGCAAGAACAACCUGGAGCCCAUCCUGGAAGGCUACAUCAGUAACCUGCGGAAGCAGCUGGAGACGCUGUCGGGGGACAGGGUGAGGCUGGACUCGGAGCUGAGGAACGUGCGGGACGUGGUGGAGGACUACAAGAAGAGGUAUGAGGAAGAAAUCAACAGGCGGACAGCUGCAGAGAACGAGUUUGUGCUGCUCAAGAAGGACGUGGACGCAGCUUAUGCCAAUAAGGUGGAGCUGCAGGCCAAGGUGGACUCCAUGGACCAGGAGAUCAAGUUCUUCAAGUGUCUCUUUGAAGCCGAGAUCGCUCAGAUCCAGUCGCACAUCAGUGACAUGUCUGUCAUCCUGUCCAUGGACAACAACCGGGACCUGAACCUGGACAGCAUCAUAGACGAGGUUCGGGCCCAGUACGAGGAGAUUGCCCACAAGAGCAAGGCUGAGGCCGAGGCCCUGUACCAGACCAAGUUCCAGGAACUGCAGCUGGCAGCCGGCCGGCAUGGGGACGACCUGAAAAACACCAAGAAUGAAAUCUCGGACCUCACCCGGCUCAUCCAGAGAAUCCGCUCAGAGAUUGAGAAUGUGAAGAAACAGGCUUCCAACCUGGAGACGGCCAUCGCCGAUGCCGAGCAGCGGGGGGACAAUGCCCUGAAGGACGCCCGGGCCAAGCUGGAUGAGCUGGAGGCUGCCCUGCACCAGGGCAAGGAGGAGCUGGCCCGGAUGCUGCGCGAGUACCAGGAGCUCAUGAGCCUGAAGCUGGCCCUGGACAUGGAGAUCGCCACCUACCGCAAGCUGCUGGAGAGCGAGGAGUGCCGGAUGUCAGGAGAAUAUCCCUCCCCUGUCAGCAUCUCCAUCAUCAGCAGCACCAGUGGCAGCAGUGGCUACGGCUUCCGGCCCAGCUCCGUCAGUGGCGGCUACGUGGCCAGCAGCGGCAGCUGUAUUUCUGGAGUGUGCAGCGUCCGUGGCGGGGAUGCCCGGAGCCGGGGCAGUGCCAGUGACUACAAGGAUACCCUGGGAAAGGGCUCCAGCCUGAGUGCCCCCUCCAAGAAAGCCGGUCGGUAG